Molecule: messenger RNA, 6440 nt
Organism: Sander lucioperca (pikeperch)
Lineage: Eukaryota; Metazoa; Chordata; Actinopteri; Perciformes; Percidae
Gene: plppr3a
Product: phospholipid phosphatase related 3a
Exons: 9
Coding region: 609-3176 (855 amino acids)
Biological process (GO): phospholipid metabolic process; signal transduction; phospholipid dephosphorylation
Molecular function (GO): phosphatidate phosphatase activity
Source: RefSeq, a predicted model, not a curated record
GUGCGCGCAGUGAAGCUUCCUGCGUACCCGAAAACCGUGUGACGGAUGCCUUGCAUUAAAAAAAAUAAGCUAUUCUUGGAAUAUCAAAUGUAUCCGUGUUAUACAUUCUGUGGAAAAUAAGAAAACUUGCAGGUGCGAGUAAAGGGGAGAAACCGGCUGGACGCACGUGAAUUUCUCACUUAUCCAAAGCCAGGAAAUAGAAAGGAGGAACGCGUUGCCAGCAAGUGCCGCAAAUUGGACUUUCCACCAUCAGCAACCCUCCCUCUCCUCUCCUCUCUCCUCUUCUCUCUCUCUCUCUCUCUCUCUCUCUCUCUCUCUCGCCAUCCGUGCUCCUCCUCUGUAUGUCUCCCCACUUACUCCCAUCCAACCUCCUUCUCCCAGUCUCCUUUAGUGAUCCCAGAAUAGCCUCACACCGGAGCGCUCUCUAAAUAUUUGUGGAGGGUUUUGGAUUUCGGGGUGACUUGGGAGUCGCUGGAGAUGGAUUAAAGAGACGGUGCACCGCGAAACUGGAGCAGCACACGCGACCACGCCGGGGGGGAAGGGGGCGACGGGACUCGGUGAAUUCACGGAGCCCCCGGGACAGAGGCUGUGACUGGUCCCACCCCAAGAUGACAUCCCCCAAAAACAAAGCCAAGAAGAAACCACCCAAAGACAGCAUGACGCUGCUGCCGUGCUUUUAUUUUGUAGAGCUCCCAAUCGUCCUGUCCUCCUUGGUGUCCCUGUACUUCCUGGAGCUGACAGAUGUGUUGUCCCCGGCGAUGGUGGGCUUCCGUUGCCAUGACCGUGACCUCUCCAUGCCGUACGUGGAGACGGGGGAUGAGCUCAUCCCUCUGCUGAUGCUGCUGAGUUUGGCCUUCGCUGGUCCUGCAGCGUCCAUUAUGAUGGGGGAGGGCCUGAUGUACUGUUUGCAGUCCAAACUGAAGACGUGUCCCAAGUCGGAGAGUAGCAUCAAUGCCGGAGGCUGCAGCUUCAACUCCUUCCUACGCAGAACCGUGCGCUUCGUCGGUGUUCAUGUAUUCGGUCUCCUGGCAACAGCCCUGGUGACAGAUGUCAUCCAGUUAGCAACUGGUUACCACGCCCCUUUCUUCCUCACCGUCUGCCAGCCCAAUUACACGGCCCCGGGAGUCUCAUGUGACAACAAUGCCUACAUCACACGGGACAUCUGCAUGGGCAAAGACCAGUAUGCCAUCAUGUCAGCGAGGAAAACAUUUCCAUCCCAGCAUGCAACGCUCUCUGGCUUCGCUGCUGUCUAUAUCUCCAUGUAUUUGAAUGCCAGCAUCAGCUGCACGACCAAGCUGCUGAAGCCUUUGCUGGUGUUUGCUUACUGCAUGGCGGCAGGCCUCGCCGGGCUGACGCAGAUAACUCAGCACCGCAGUCACCCAAUAGACGUCUACGUGGGAUACGUCAUAGGAGCCGGCAUCGGAGUCUACUUGGCUGUGUACGCAGUGGGAAACUUCAAAGCAUCAGACGAAGACGCUCCCUCUUUACAGAGACUGACCCCAGCUCAGCAGAAAGAUGGCUUGAGGGUGCUGAGCCAGCGGAGUCAUGACUCCCUGUACAGGAAGACUCCCAGGGUGUCUGAGAGCAGAGAGGAGCUGGGAGCUGGGCUGGGGUCCGGGGCUCGCAGUAAGGUGAGGAGGGAGAAGGCAUCCCUGGCCUCCCUCAAACGAGCCAGUGCUGAUGUGGAGCUCCUGGCAACCCGGGGUCCAAUGGGCAAGGAGACCAUGGUAACCUUCAGCAACACCUUGCCCAGAGUCGCAAACGGCAACAGCCCCAUCUCCCCCUCAGAUGAGCUGCCCACCACGCAGCGUCACAUGACUUUCCAUGUGCCCUUCGACCCCCAGAGGUCUCGGCAGCUGGUGUCAGAGUGGAGGCAGCGCUCGAUAGAGGUCCGCAGCCAGAGCUCACGGGAUGAGGAGGAGGGAAUGGACGGGAGGGAUGGAGGAGAUGAAGGAGCAGCAGCCGGAGAAGGAGAGCAGGAGAUGCCUUCCUCUCUUUAUCCCACAGUGCAAGCCAACAAGGGCACCGCCACACCAACCGGAGCCAGGAUGGUGGUGGCACCCCCACUCGUUCACAUCCCUGAGGAGGCCUCUCGGCCACCGCCUGUCUCCCCCAAGAGUGCCAAAACACGCGCCAAGUGGCUGUCGCUCACCGAGGGAGGGGUGAAGGAGCCAGGAACAGGACCGAUCGCAGUGUCGACACCCCGUGUGCCCAACACGCAGCCCAACCAGCCGCCCAGCCAGCAAAGAGUCACUCAGGUGAUAGCCAUGUCUAAGCAGCAGGGUCACGGAGUCUCUUCGUCCACCAAGGCGUCAGAAGGUGGAUCCUCCUCCGGUGGUGGGUCCAACUGCUCCGAGUCGCCCUAUUACAGGAUCCCAUCUGAUCGUGACAGCUGCACUGGGAGCAACCCAGGGAGCAUCGCCGGAAGCGGGAGCAUCGUCACAAUCGAUGCUCACGCCCCUCACCACCCAGUGGUGCGUGUGUCGGCCACUAACGGCAAGCCGUGGGAGUGGAGAAACACCAUCAGCGGGAACAUGAUGGCCGCCGACACGGCAGGGGACCAACACCGCGUAGCGCUGCAGCGACAGGACAAUGUCAAUCACUACCGGGACUACCGGACACUCCCAGUGAAAACGGACUCGCUGUGCUCCUCCUUGGCCAGCGGCAGCGUCGAAGGUGGACCGGAUCUGCCUCCCCCGCCCCCCCCCACCUGCUCCUCCCCUCUGCCUCCCCCUCCUCAGCUGUCAUCCCCUCUACCGCCACCGCCUCCUCACUCGUCUCCUUCCCCCUUGCCUCCCCCUCCUCACCCAAGCUCCUCUCCAAUGCUUCCUCCUUUCCCUCACCCGGCCUCCUCUCACAUGCCUCCCCCUCCUCACCUGUCCUCUCAGAUGCCCCCACCACCCCUCCCAUCAUCCUCCCAAAUGCCCCCGCCUCCACAUCCAUCCUCUUCCCCUUUGCCGCCACCGCCUCACCCCUCAUCCUCCAUGCCUCCACCUCCCCACCCGUCCUGCUCCAGCAUGCUUCCCCCUCCUCCCCAUCCCGACUUACUGAUGGAUGGCCAUAGCCAGGCGCUGUCCCGCUCCUCCACCCUGCCUCGUCGGCCCUCUGUCUCCGCCCGCAGCCACGCUGAGCAGGAGCACUACUACAAGGCCAUGCAAAAUGAGCGCAUGUUAUAGUAAAGACACCAUUGUCAUACCAAUGAUUGUACUUCAGAAGACUCGGCUGAAAGAGACAGUGAAACAAAGUAAGUUGUGGCAGGUGAAUAGAGAUUUAUGACUUUUGAAAAAUGACAAAAAGGUUUAGAGACUCUGAGACCAGAGCAGCAGCUUGGGUCAAAAUGCUGGACAUGAAGAGGCAGCGGGGGUGGAGGACCAUGGGGAGGUCUGGCAGCUCACACACACUCAGCAGGGGAUCUGAUUUUCUCCUGCUAACACGUACUGCCCACAGCGCCGGCUCAACAGCUCUGACUGGGAAAAGAACAGACAAGAAAGAGGAGACAAAAAAGAGCCGGGGGAAGAAUUAAAAACCCUAGUUUCAGCAUGCACAUCCUCCGUGUUUCUAUAAGACACAUUCAGAGAAGGAGUGGAAGAGGCUGCAGCUGAAAGAGAGAUAUCACAAUGAACGGUCUGGGAUUUGCUAAAUCAAGUUUCCCUUGAGAGGGGGGAUAAGACUGAGAAAACAAAACAACUACAGGCAAUACUAGCUCUCCUUCAACUAACGCAGCCUUUUGAGGCUGCCAGCCAUUACACAGAGAAUUUUCUGUUGUAACCAGUUGAAAAACUUGUGCUUUAAAGCACCCAGAAGCUACGAAUAAAGAAAAUAAUGCAGUAAUGUUAAAGCUUUAUUGCGUAACUUUUUUCAUAUUGAUGAACGUCUGUUCAUUCAAGCCAUCGCCAUAUGAGUUGCUACAAAGCUAAUUAAGACUAUCAGCUCCACACAACUCUCUCUGUAUUUCUCAGUAUGGCUGUGUUUAGAAAUUGUUGUCGUCCGGCGACUUUCGCACGCAGAAACUCGAGUGAAGAUAAUUACCUCUUCUGAAGAGUCCAUCAUGUUUUUUUAAUCCUCCGUGUCCUCCUUGGCUACUAGCAACUGCGUGGAGGAGGGGUGGGGGUGCGUGCUCGAUUAUGGAAGGCUUGUGUCGUGGAUACAACAGUGAUGUUGUCAUCGCUUAGAAUUCCUCAUGGGGGCGACAGAAACUACGCACUAUAGCUUUAAGUUCAACCACAGGUUCAAGAGUAUUUAGCCACAAACCACAAAAACAGUCUUUUUACCCCUCUGAGUACACAAACCAAAUUGGGAAAUGUAUGUUUGACGCCAAGCAAAUCUGUCAGUAUCCACCAGAGAGAGCCAGCUUAGGAAGCGUUGCUUCUGGUUGGGGUGUGAGAAGGAGGAUGAGAAGUGGGCAUAAGGAGGAUCACGCACAGUUGGGCACCCCGAUACAGACGUCACUGAAUGGAUUACUGUUGUAAACAUGAGAGGCGGUGGAAUGGAAAGAGAAUUGUUCCUAAAGUGAAGAGGGUGGCUGGGCAGCGCAGCACAGCGAGCCAGGCAGCCAGUCUGUCUUUGCUGUGUGCAAAACCUGCCACGGAGCCUGAAGCAGCACUAAGGAGAUUAACAUUUGUUUAUCAAACCAUGCUAGCAAACUCUUCCCUCCGUAGCCCUUCGCAUUUGGCCCUCUGGCACACAGUGGUGACGGGACUGUUAAUGGGAAGCUGCCUAGCCAGCAGUGCGGCACGCCAUCACCACCGACAUGCACUUUGACUCAAGCGGGUGCCGGUUGGAUGCGAAGAAGUGGCUCGUGUUGCUAGCAGUCUCUGAUUGUAGCUGUUAGCAUUUCAAAGAUGUUGGUACCACUUUCUAACUAUGCGUAUUUUAGGGGUUUAUAAGUUGUUGCUUUAUUAAUGAUCCUUUAUUUAUGCUUUAUGGAUCGCUACUAAAACAUUCUUAAGAACAACUUUUGGGUUGUCAGGUUGUAAAAUAUCUUUCAUUGUUGUACAUUUAAUUAAAUUCAAUUUUAUUUAUAGUGUCAUAUCAUAACAGAAGUUAUCUCAGGACACUUUACAGAUAGAGUAGGUCUAAACCACACUCUAUAAUUUACAAAGACCCAACAAUUCCCCCCAAGAGCAAGCAUUUGGUGCAAAUGUGACGAGGAAAAAUGUCCUUUAAACAGACAGAAACCUCAUGUAGAACCAUGUCUUUUGUUGGGCAGACAUUUGUCUUUUUAUCUAGCUAUUUCAUUUUUUUAGAAGGAGCUCUGCAGGAAGACUAAAUAAUGUUUACAAUAUUUACAUCUCCAGUCUUACAAUGCUUUAGUCUUCCAUCCAUCCAUUAUCUAUAUCCGUUAAUCCAAGUCACGAGAGAUUGCCAAGUCUGUCUCAGGGCUACCCAUUUUUAAGUAUGCCUUAUUAGAAAGUGAUACCACUAAACAGCCAACCAACACCAUGACGGGGCAGUAAAACCAUAAAAAUAUGUUGACAAAACAAUCUUGACUAAAGGUACACUUGAUUGCUCUGGAGCUUUUUACACAAUCCUCAUCUGGAGAUGAUGUCUGCUGGAUGUUCAGACAAACUAUGGGCAAACAACAUCUGCUGAUGAGGUCUAUGCAAUGCAGUCAAAAGGUCCAGAACAACACCUCCAGUCGAGAUUGUUUUGUCAAAUGCUGUUUCAUACAGUAUGUCAAGAAAGAGCUUACAACUCAAAGGUUUGCAUCUAGUUUUUACAUUUUUAGACAAAGCGAUUAACUGUAGAAUUAAUCUAAUUCUUUAUCGCUAAUUAAAAUAUUGCAGCCCUUAGAAAUACACUUCCAACAACAUCUACAAGUUGAGAGGAAGUGUGUGUUAUUCCUGCUCACCUCUGCCUGUUGUGUGUAUUUAUACUAUGUUGUAUAAAGUCGUUAUCUGGUACCUAUCAUUUCAUACAUCCAAGUUUUUUCUAACUAUCCGAAGAUAUUCCGUCAAAUGACAAGUGCUUUAUUUUAGAUCGUACCUUGAUCGUAUUUAAACGAGAAAUACAGACUCACAAACACACAGAUGAAAUAGUCACAACAUCUGAAGGGUUCAUGAACUGAUUUUGUUUAGUUGUGCUAGAAAGGGGCGAGGUAAAUGGAACAAGUUGUAUUUUGUAGUGGAGCUCCUCCGAUGAGGAGCUGGUAGAUAAUGUUGCUCGUCGGUUUGUGCUGCAUGUGUGUAUGAUCAUGUUUUUCUAACUUCUGUGCUUCAAGUCUGUGCCGUUACCUUUGACAGACAGACAUGCUACAUUUUUCAGUGCUGGUAAUUAUCGUACUACUUUCCCCCAUUUUGACUGUAAAAAAAUACUUGAUAUUACCUAAUAUUAUUAAUACUAUUAUUAUUCCGCAGUCCUCUUUUAUGGGCUAAUGUUUUCUAUUUGUGGUGGUGUGUAACAUUAAUAACCUGAUUGAAUAAAAAACGAAGACUUCUUAA